AACUUAACUCACACUCCCAAGUCAACGCGGCGAGUUGCUCACCUCCUAUUCUCCCGCAAACUCCUCUCAUAUGUCUGACGGGGCGCGUUAAAAGAAAACUCCAGGAGGUGAAAUACGCGAAAGAAGACACAAACUUCUCCACCAGAAGCGAAGCAGGAGGAUUUUUACAGCCCCAACCCCGGGACCAGAGCCCCUCUUUCUGCGGGCAAAGGCGGCUGAACUUUUUUUUUUCUCUCUUUAAAAUAUAACCGCAAAAAACAACAAAAAAUGAAUCGGAGCUUUAAUAAGUCGCAACCUCUGCGGAAUGCGGAUUGUAACGCCGUGGAGGUGAAAAGCAAGUAUGGGGCAGAGUUUCGCCGGUUCUCUGUGGAUCGAGUCAAACCGGGCAAGUUUGAGGAGUUUUACAAGCUCAUCCUGCACAUUCACCGCAUCGCUAACAUGGAGGUGAUGAUCGGCUAUGCUGACGUCCACGGGGAUUUGCUCCCGAUCAACAACGAUGACAACUUCUGCAAGGCGGUGUCAACAGCUCAUCCGCUGCUCAGGAUCUUCAUACAGAGACAAGAAGAGGUCGACUACUCUAACUAUGGCACCAACACAAUAACUAGAAAGAAGAAGGCGGUGGUUGCCCUACGCAACAACGACAUCAACCGCAAGCGACCACACAUUCGCAUCGGCAUGCCGCAAGACUUCCGGCCCGUCUCCUCCAUCAUCGAUGUGGACAUCCUACCUGAAUCUCACCGCCGCGUCCGACUGUAUCGCCACGGCUCAGACAAACCCCUUGGCUUUUACAUCCGAGAUGGAACCAGCGUACGGGUGACGUCACACGGACUCGAGAAAGUCCCUGGCAUCUUCAUAUCUCGGCUGGUGCCGGGAGGGUUGGCGGAGAGCACCGGGCUGCUGGCGGUGAAUGAUGAGGUGCUGGAGGUGAACGGCAUUGAAGUGAGUGGAAAGUCUUUAGAUCAGGUGACGGAUAUGAUGAUCGCCAACAGCCACAACCUGAUCGUGACAGUCAAGCCGGUGAAUCAGCGCAAUAAUGUGGUCCGCAGCAGCAGGAUCUCGGGGAGCUCCGGCCAGUCGUCUGACAGCAGCGGGUCGACUGGUUACCCGAGUUUGUCUGUUGCCUCAAUGGGGGUUACCUCAAUGGUGUCAUCUGGAGCACACGGGUACCAAGAUGACCUGGAGAGCGAUGAAGAGACGGAUAUAGUCAUUGAGAGCAGCCUCAAGCGGCCGUCUCAGAGGUCAAACGCUUCUCUGGCGUCCAGUGCGUCUCGCACACACCAGCAGACACCAACAACAGCUUCAGGCCCAGCGGCACCUCCGAGCCCGCCCUCACGUCCUGCGUCGGUGGUUUCCACUGCCUCCUUCCACUCCCAGCCGAGCCUCAACGGAGGGUCCCACCACCACCACCACAGCAGCCUCAGCUACCAGCUCCACAGAGACCUGAACCUUCAGCACAACCCGCACCAACAGUCCCAGCACCGCCAUCACCAAAUACAGCCUCCGCAUCACAGCAGCAACCCAGCCCUCCGUCACAGCAACGGCAGCCUGCACAGAAUCCUCAGCUCUCUGAAAACGGACCCACGACACAGUCUCGCACUGCCCAGGGGAGGGGUGGAGGAGGACGGCACCGUCAUUACCCUAUAAUACUUACAAACAAACACAGACACAAACAUCCCAACUGCUCAGAGACUAAAACUGGAACACCAGGCCGGAUAAACAUGAGCACCAGUGUGUUUUGUCAGAUACUAAUUUUGUAACUUCUCUGCUUUUACAAGAUAAUUGAUCAUUGGAAGUUGCAAGCCAGGAAACGCGGAAAAUGUAUUGUAUAUAUUUCCUGUAUUUUUUAAAGCUGUCUUCGUCUUACAUCAAAAGAUUUGUACGUAUGUAAUAAGCAUCAGAACAAAUACGUGUUUUUAGGCAAGUCCACUGUAUCCUAGAGUUCUGAAUGUGCCUACAGCCUAAUCUCUUUUGUUAGUGACCACUUUUAUUAAAGAUCCUUUUCAUUCUUAUUACCGGGACCAACAUGGGGUUGCUUAUGGAUGUUUUUAAAGAGUAAAAUCUAUAUUUCUUAUAUUCUGAUAAAUGCUGUUUAGAGUAUGAUUUUUUUUUUUUAAAUAGUUCUUUUAUGCAUUGAUGAUUGUGAUCAAAUCCUUGUAUCUGUUCCAAUAAAUUAUUCUAAGUCUGCAAAA
Molecule: messenger RNA, 2189 nt
Organism: Plectropomus leopardus (leopard coralgrouper)
Lineage: Eukaryota; Metazoa; Chordata; Actinopteri; Perciformes; Serranidae
Gene: pard6gb
Product: par-6 family cell polarity regulator gamma b
Biological process (GO): establishment or maintenance of cell polarity; centrosome cycle; regulation of cellular localization
Cellular component (GO): cell cortex; apical plasma membrane; nucleus
Molecular function (GO): protein binding
Source: RefSeq, a predicted model, not a curated record